This is a messenger RNA of Balaenoptera musculus (blue whale), 733 nucleotides long. Its product is annotated as chloride intracellular channel protein 5-like. Lineage: Eukaryota; Metazoa; Chordata; Mammalia; Artiodactyla; Balaenopteridae. The coding region runs from base 128 to 733 and encodes 201 amino acids. The transcript is spliced from 3 exons. The record is from RefSeq and is a predicted model, not a curated record.
CAAUGGGCAGGGCUGCCGUAGUCCCAGUUGGAUCCUUUCUGUGGAAUAGCUAAUUUGUAAAUUUCCUCAGCUGUACAUGCAGACCUAAUCAGGUCUGCCUGCAAAAGGAUCCACCAAAUCAAUAAACAUGAAUGAUGAAGACUACAGCACCAUCUAUGACAGAAUCCAAAACGAGAGGGCAUAUGAGAAUUCAGACCAGCCAGCAGAAGACGGAGGUCCCCUUUACAAUGAUGUCCAUGACGACUUGAAGGCAGAAGACAAUUUAUAUGCCACUGAGUUGGAAACCAAUGGGUAUGACUCUGUGGCCAUUUAUGCUGUUGUUGGUCAGGAGAGCACCUCAGCCUCUUUUCAACAAGAAAUAGGAGAAUACCUCCUGCCUGAAAAAGUCUAUCCUGAGGCUCAGCAUCCUCAACCUGGGGAGUCCCAGGAGAAUGGAAGUGAGAUGGAAGCAGAUCUGCCUUCUCCUUCCAGCUUCACCAUCCAGCACAGCAGAGCCUUCUCCACCAGCGAGGACUCCCCUACCAGCUAUUCUGCUGAUGACGUUUCGGAAGAAAACGAAUCAGCUUCCACUAACCCUGAGAUUAACCUCUUUGUGAAGAGAGUUAUUGCGCCAGGUUCUGGGUGUACAGCAAUGAAGAAAACAAAGGCCUGGCUCCCCAGCACUUUGCAUCGUAGUGGGAGAGACAACAGAUGGACAAAUAGAGAAGUAAAUAUAAAAUACGCCGAGUGGUGA